Messenger RNA from Humulus lupulus (European hop), 1554 nucleotides. RefSeq lists its product as uncharacterized. Gene Ontology annotation, biological process: male meiosis II. The record is from RefSeq and is a predicted model, not a curated record. The transcript is spliced from 3 exons. Lineage: Eukaryota; Viridiplantae; Streptophyta; Magnoliopsida; Rosales; Cannabaceae. Bases 189 to 1019 code for a protein of 276 amino acids.
CCAUUUCCUCUUUUUACUCCUUUCUUCUACUUUUGCUUUAAAUGUAAUUUUUGAGCCAUAUAAUAUUAUUAUUAUUAUCAUCUCCUCAGUCUCCACCACCAUGAAAAUGGACAACACCCUUUGAAGUUUGAACCACAAGAGACACUUCUCUCUCUCUUUUUCUCUCUUUCUUUGUGUGUUCUGUUCCAAUGGGGUGCUUCCUUGCUUGUUUUGGGCUUUCCCAUAAAAGAAAGAUAAGGAAACCAGCUCAUAAGGUAAGACAUGGGAGUUACAAGCCACUUGAUUCAUCCAUAACUAUAGUGAGACUUAGUUCUUCUCAGAACCCUAUCAGUACUACUAUAGCAGAUUUUGAACCUAGGCGCAAGUCUAAGGAGCAACCGAGCUCGAAAAUCAGAAAGAAAGUUAGAUUUAAUCUAAAUGUGCAGACCUAUGAACCAGUCUCAACAUCUUAUGAUCAUUUCUUGGAGGAAGAGGAAAAGAGUGAGAAAAUGGAAAUCUUGUCUACUUCAAAGGGUUCUUUCAACUUAAACUACAGAUACCAAAAUUGCAGAGACUUUUAUGAUGAAGAGGAGGAGGAUAUGGCAUUUGAGGACAGUGAUCUCUACGAUGAUGAUGAUGAUUAUUAUUACAAUGAUGAAGAGGAAGACGAAGAUUAUGAUGGCGACAAUGAUGUUGACAGCCAAAGAGGAAGCCAAGAGUUCUACUCUUCAUCUACAAGUUCAGAGAAGAAAGUUUCUUGUGAUAAACCAGAUGAAGAGAAAAGCAAUACUACAUCACUGCAUUCUGUGCUAAAACCGGUGGAGAAUAUCAAUCAAUGGAGAGCAGCCAAGGCAAAAACAGCACCACCCAAGCAACAAAGUAAGGAGAACAUUCAAUUGUUUCAACAAUCAAGUUCUUGUAUAUCGCCUUUUGAUUCUGAAAAACCAAAUCGCAACCAGUCCAAGCCUCUUCUGCAAGAAAUUGCUGUUGACGCCAGCCUUUCAAGUUGGUUAAAUUCUAAAACUACUCAAUCAGUUUGAUACCCUUCUUCAAGAAUUGCUUUUUGGACAAUUUAUCUACAGAAAAAAAAGAAUAAGGAAGAAACAGGUGCUUAGCCUGAAGAAAGUCAAAGCAAAGCUCAAGUUCUUGGGGGCCUGCAUAGUGUUGUUAUCCAGGAACUUGGCCUAAAUCUAGUGUGAUUUUUUUAAGGACGAGGAAAGACAGCUAAUUCAGAUACAAAAAGGGAAGAAAGAAUCUUUAAAAAAAAAAAAGCAAGUUGGGUUUAAUAUUUUGUCAUAUUCUAGGAACAAUUUUCCGACAGAGAGUGAGAAUUAUGGGUUUGUAUUGCUUGUGUUUGUGCUUUUGUUUUUGUCUUUAAUGCUCUUCUGAUUGUCUCGCGAAUGAUAGGUUUUGGGUGGUUGUGAAGUUGUGUGUGUGAGAGAGCAUUUUUCACUGUCUUUUGGAGACUUAUUGCUUGGAUAAGAAACUGAAGAGUAUUGAACAGUUUUUUACUACAUAUGGAUGUAUGUUAUUGUAAAAUUUGAAUUGCAAAGAUUGAAACAAAGUGUUAUUUCA